GGGGAGCCAUGCUGAGGGCUCUAAUGGCUGUUGCCAUAAUGGCAGCAAUGGCUGGAUUUGCAAGGGGGAGGAACUAUGUUGUAGGAGCUCCAACAGGUGGAUGGGAUCUACGCACUAACUACACUCUUUGGGCUUCAACCAAGACAUUCUACCCUGGUGAUACAUUGACCUUCCUGUAUGGAUCGAGCCACGACGUGUUGGAGGUGACGAGCGUCGCCUACGGCUCGUGCGGGACGCCAAGCAAUCCGAUAUCGUCGGACAAAAGCGGGAACACCACCGUCGCGCUGAAGGCCGCAGGGACGCGGUACUUCAUCUGCGGGACGGCGGGGCACUGCAGGGGCGGGAUGAAGAUGGCCGUCGGUGUAGCUUCGUCGGGCUCGCCGCCGCCCAUUUGA
Molecule: messenger RNA, 395 nt
Organism: Musa acuminata AAA Group (dessert banana)
Lineage: Eukaryota; Viridiplantae; Streptophyta; Magnoliopsida; Zingiberales; Musaceae
Product: blue copper protein-like
Exons: 2
Coding region: 9-395 (128 amino acids)
Cellular component (GO): plasma membrane
Molecular function (GO): electron transfer activity
Source: RefSeq, a predicted model, not a curated record